AUGAUUAAUCAUUUUGGUCCUACCUAUUUACGAAAACCAACUGAUGCAAAUGUUAAAGGAAUAUUAAAGCAGAAUCAGGAAAGGGGAUUUCCUGGAAUGCUGGGUAGUCUUGACUACAUGCAUUGGGUAAAUUUCAGUAUCAACGGGAAUCACUACACUCAUGGUUAUUAUCUUGCAGAUGGAAUUUAUCCAAAAUGGUCAACUUUAGUUCAAUGUUACCGCCAGCCACCUGCCGGUGAAAUGGGUCGUUCAUACUCGUAUUUCAAUAGAAAACAAAUGAAUCUGAGAAAGGAUGUGGAACGGGCUUUUAGAAUUCUGAAGCGGAAGUUCACAAUUGUUUGUGGGCCUUAUCAUGGUUUAAGUGCUCGUGAAAUGCAUAAGACUAUGCUGACUUGCAUCAUUAUGCAUAACAUGGUUAUUCAGGAGACCCGUCGUAAUAAGAAUUAG
Molecule: messenger RNA, 447 nt
Organism: Papaver somniferum (opium poppy)
Lineage: Eukaryota; Viridiplantae; Streptophyta; Magnoliopsida; Ranunculales; Papaveraceae
Exons: 2
Coding region: 1-447 (148 amino acids)
Source: RefSeq, a predicted model, not a curated record